UUUUUUUUUUUGCGGUACGCGGGCCUCUCACUGUUGUGGCCUCUCCCGUUGCGGAACACAGCCUCUGGACACGCAGGCUCAGCGGCCAUGGCUCACGGGCCCAGCCGCUCCGCGGCAUGUGGGGUCUUCCCGGACCGGGGCACGAACCCGUGUCCCCUGCAUCGGCAGGCGGACUCUCAACCACUGCGCCACCAGGGAAGCCCGGGGGGUGGGUUUUUUAAAAUGUGUACAAUAACACUUUGGAAUCAGUGGUAUUUCUGCUUUACAUUUGCAGAAAUGAUAGUUGGGGGAGAUUAAGAAGCUGGGAUUCUAAUUUGGUUCUGCUUGCUUCCAAAGCCCUGUUGUGUUCAGAACUCUAAGCUGCCUCCGAGCUGUAAUCGCCACUUUUCUGCUUUAGAUACUAAUUAUAUGCUGAUGAUUCCAAAAUCUGUGUGUCCAUUCUAGAUUUUCCUCCUGGGUUCCUGACCCACUGAUUCAUUGGCUUCUCAGAAGUUUUCUCCUGGAUGCCACACAGAUUCUGAGACCAAAAAUAAGAUGAAAGACUGGAAGACAAAGAUGGAAAUUUCUGAAGAAAAAGAUUCAGCAAGGGCUGUAUCAGAAAGACUCCAAAGACAGAUCUCCCAGGAAUGGGGGUUAGUUGAAACUGGUGAUCCUGAGGACAGGUUAUUGAGGUAUUGGGUAAGCCCCUUAGAGGAUGCAGUGGGAUAUCCCCCUUCCCAAGAGAGAGGUAUCAGGGAAGUGAAUCUGAUCCCCAAGAAAGCCAUUGCAGGAGAGAGAGUCCAUGGAUGUAAGGAAAGAGAAAAAAUACUUUCUGCAGGAGAAAGACCCCACAGAUAUGAAGUCUGUGGCCAGAGCUUCAAACAGAAGUCAGAAGUAACUGAACAUCAGAAAACUGGUAAUAUAAAGAAAACCUAUGAAUGUAAGGAAUGUGGAAAAACUUUCAAUCGGAGCUCAAACCUGAUUGUACAUCAGAGAAUUCAUACAGGGAAGAAACCAUAUGUAUGUAGUGAAUGUGGAAAAGACUUUAAUCAAAGUUCAAAUCUUAUUAUACAUCAGAGAAUUCAUACAGGAAAGAAACCUUAUAUAUGUCAUGAAUGUGGAAAAGACUUCAAUCAGAGCUCUAACCUAGCCCGACAUAAGAGAAUACAUAACAACGAGAAUCCCUAUGAAUGUAAAGACUGUGGAAAGGCCUUCAAGGGAAGCUCGAACCUUGUCCUGCACCAGAGAAUUCACAGUGGAGGGAAGCCAUAUGUAUGUAAUGAGUGCAGGAAGGCCUUCAAUCAAAGUUCAGACCUUAUUAUCCAUCACAGAAUUCACACUGGAGAGAAACCCUAUGAAUGUUAUGAAUGUGGACAAACCUUCAGUCAGAGUUCACACCUUGUCACACAUCAGAGAAUUCAUACUGGAGAGAAACCCUUCAAAUGCAACACCUGUGAAAAGGCCUUCAGGCAGCGUUCACGCCUCACAGAACACCAGAGACUCCACAGUGGGGAGAGACCCCAUGAAUGUCACAAAUGUGGGAAAUCCUUCAGUGGGCACACAGCCUUUCUUAAACAUCAGAGACUACAUACUGUAAAGGAACUUGAAUGUGAAAAAGCCUGCACUUCUGACUUAGCUCUUAUCCAACAACAAAGAAUUCACAGGGAGGAAAAACCUUAUGAAUGUACUGAGUGUGGAAAAACUUUCCGGGGAAGUUCAGAUCUAAUUCGGCAUUGGAUAACUCACACUGGAGAGAAACCCUAUGAAUGUAAUGAAUGUGGAAAGCCUUUAGCCAGAGGUCACACCUUGUUACACAUCAGAAAAUUCACACUGGAGAGAAACCCUAUCAGUGCAAUGAAUGUGGGAAAGCCUUCCGGCAGCGUUCACUCCUUGUCCAGCAUCACAGAAUCCACAGUGGUGAGAAACCCUAUGAAUGUAAGGAAUGCGGAAAAGCCUUCAUCUGGCGCACGGCUUUUCUCAAACAUCAGAGACUUCAUACUGGAGAGAAACUUGUGGAAGGUGAGAAAACAUUUAGCAAGGAAGAGUUGCUUAGAGAAGAGCGGAGAAUUCGCCAAGAAGUGAAAGCUUGUCAGUGCAAUCAGUGUGGUAGAACUUUCCGAGGCAGCUCAGACCUCAUCCGACAUCAGGUAACUCAUUCAGGAGAGAAACCCUAUGAAUGUAAAGAAUGUGGGAAAACUUUCAAUCAGAGCUCAGACCU
Messenger RNA from Orcinus orca (killer whale), 2197 nucleotides. It is a transcript of the gene ZNF594, whose product is annotated as zinc finger protein 594. The coding region runs from base 535 to 2061 and encodes 508 amino acids. The record is from RefSeq and is a predicted model, not a curated record. Gene Ontology annotation, molecular function: DNA-binding transcription repressor activity, RNA polymerase II-specific. The transcript is spliced from 3 exons. Gene Ontology annotation, biological process: negative regulation of transcription by RNA polymerase II. Lineage: Eukaryota; Metazoa; Chordata; Mammalia; Artiodactyla; Delphinidae.